AUGACGCGACUUCCUCCGGGCAAAAUGGCGGCCUCCGUCUCGAAGUGUGUGAAAAAUGAAGCUGUCGCCACUCAAGGAUACACCGCUAUUCCAGUCAAGUUUUCUGAGAAGCACCAGUCACUUCAUUAUCUCUAUGUGAAAGAACACAAAGUCAGAGAGGGCAGAGAUCCCAAGAGGCCUCAAAACCGAACUCUUUUUGUCUUAAACAUUCCUCCAUAUUGUACAGAGGAAUGUUUAUCAAGGCUGUUCUCCAACUUUUGCCCCGUACAAUCUGUGGAGAUGUGUGAAAGGCCAAAGCCAGGAGAUGAGACAGAAAUAUCCAGGACCAAGUUCUUCAAUAACAAGAUAUUCUUGGGAUUCCACGUAGCUUAUGUGGUAUUCAAAAGACCUGCUGGAGUACAAGCUGCCAAAUCCUCAUCACUACAAGGACCCCUGAUAAUAUCUUCAGACAGCCAUCCUGUGCAAACUGGCAUUCACAAAUGGAUUGCUAGAUACGCAGCCUCAGUUGUGGAUCCUGCUGAGCUGAAGACAGAAGUUGACUCUUUCAUGCAAAAUUAUGAUCAAAAGAUUGCAAAGGAAGAAGCCAAGGCUGAAAAGGAAGAAGGUAUUCCUGAUAAGGAAGGGUGGGUGAAAGUGACAAGGAAGGGCCGAAAGCCUGGUCUUCCAUGGACAGAAGCAGCCAAUUUGCGGGCCCUAGAAAGAGAGAAACGCAAGAGAGCACGGAAGGAACUGCUCAAUUUUUAUGCCUGGCAACAUCGUGAAACCAAGAGGGAACAUAUAGCCCAGCUAAGAAAGAAAUUUGAAGAGGAUAAGCAGAAAAUUGCUCUCAUGAGAGCACAGCGAAAGUUCCGUCCAUAUUAACUUGGAGAAGUUGCAGCUGUCCCCAGGGCGACAAUAGCCAGACUUAGAAAUUAGUUUUUAAUUAAGAAACCAUCCCUGAUCUCUUGGCUGGACUCAUGCCUCAGCUGCUAACUAAGAGGUAUCAACUGCAGUCAUUUGUUAAAUCUCUGUGAAGCUGGUAAUUCAGUGUCAAGAAUUUCUAUUGACAGACUGCAACUGAAUUUCGUCCUCUGACUUCCUAGCCUCAUGAAUUUAGGACUACUUUUUAUAAUGAACCAUUCUGCAGUUUAUUGCUUUAGCAUCAAUGAAGGUGAAGGGCAGUUGUCCAACCCCCCUCCCCAAACUGUAAUUACUAUAAGCCAUAAAUGUCAAGGGUUUCUUAUUUUUUAUAUUUUUUUUUAAAAAGAGAUAAAAGAAGAAACAAUUUUUUAAAAUGCUGUUAUGCCAGUAAGUGGACAAAGAAGUUGCAAAAGUUGUGCAGUUGAUACACAAUAUAUCACUGAUGAGAAAUUAAAAAACAAAAUGCAUUGUUGUUUGUAACAAUAAGGAAAAGAAUUUUAAGAAUAUUAGUGAAUCUCUGAACUGAAUGCUAAAGUGUUCACUGUUUUGUUAUUUAAAGAUAAAAAAGGAGAAAAACUAUUAAAAACAUUAUAGGUAAAUAUUUCGUUUCUAACCUCCCCUUAGUUGUUCUCUAACUGAUGUACAAUAUUUGUUUAAAAAAAGAAAUAUUUUUAUUUCCUUAGUCAUUUUUUAUUCUUAAACACCCUACAUUAAAUACUUAAAUUUAUCUUAUGACAAUAUGCAAUAUCUGUGGAAGUCAUUCUGGUUUAAAUUUGGUCAGACCUGUUUUGCUCUGCUGCUAGUAUUUCCAUUUCUGCCCAUUUAUGUUCCCAGUGUUCCCAGUUACCUUCAGUAACAUAUCUCUCUUCUAGGGUUUAUAAGAGUCUUCCAGGUAGAAGAGAGUGAUUAUACCAGGGGUCCCCAACUUCUGGGCCACAGCCCAUUCUGAACCAGGCCUCUCACAAGGAGCGGGUAAGCACACACAUGCGGGCAGCUCCAUUUGCAUGAGCAGGUGGGCACCCACACUUGGAAAGCUCCGCUUAUGGGAGCAGCAGGCAUGCUCUCUUGCUUGUGCAAAUGGAGCUGCAUGUACACAUGCUUACCAGUCACACAGAACUAUCCCCUCCCCCGCCAGUCCGUCAAACUGAAAAGGUUAGGGACUGCUGUAUUAUACAAUAGCUAAAUAAAUGAAUCUGGGUAUAUUGGGACAAUGAUCCUAUUAGUUUGGGGGGGGGGAAGAAAAGACAAACCUUAAAAGGGGGCAAAUCUGAAAAAGGUUUAUUACUUUGCUUUACAAAGAAAAAUUCAAGAACAAAACCAAGAAAAACUUUACAAAAACUUUUUGUACUUACAAAAACUGACAAAAUAAAAACAUCUAAAAUCUAUAGCACUAUAUAUAAAUUUAAGGGAAGUGGUGGCUCAGUGGCUAAGGCACUGAGCUUGUCGAUCAAAAGGUCAGCAGUUCAGUGGUUCAAAUCCCUAGUGCCACAUAACGGGGUGAGCUCCCGUUACUUGUCCCUGCUUCUGCCAACCUAGCAGUUUGAAAGCACGUAAAAAUGCAAGUAGAAAAAUAAGGACCACGUUUGGUGGGAAGGUAAGGUUGUUCCGUGCGCCUUUGGCCACAUGUCAUGCCGGCCAUAUGACCACGGAGACUUCUUCGGACAGUGCUGGCUCUUCGGCUUUGAAAUGGAGAUGAGCAUCACCCCCUAGAGUCAGGAACGACUAGCAUAUAUGUGCGAGGGGAACCUUUACCUUUAUAUAAAUUUGUUUUUAAAAUAUAAUUUCCAUAUAUUUCACAUGAAUAUCAGAAACGGCAUUAAGUGGUACCAUUUGAAUGGUUAAAAAAUGACCAAAAUAAAGGACAAAGUGAUAUUUUGAAAAAUAAAACUAAAAGAGCUUUUUGAAAUAAAGGACCAUACUUUAUAAUAAAAGACAUUACAUAAAGGACUUUUUUUUUUGUUUUAUAGCUCAAGUAUCAAAUUAAGCUAGUAUAUGAUGUAUAGUAUCUGUUUAGGCAUGGUAGUUUUGUGAACUGAGCAACUGAGGCCAGGUGAGAGCAAGUUCCAGUGCUAUAAAACAGUGCAAUUCCGUAAUCUUUGGGAGACUAUUGAGUUUUUUAUAUAAUAUAAUAUAAUAUAAUAUAAUAUAAUAUAAUAUAAUAUAAUAUAAUAUAAUAUAAUAUAAUAUAAUAUAAUAUAAUAUAAUAUAAUAACAACAGAGUUGGAAGGGACCUUGGAGGCUUUCUAGUCCAACCCCCUGCCCAGGCAGGAAACCCUACACCAUCUCAGUCAGAUGGUUAUCCAACAUUUUCUUAAAAAUUUCCAGUGUUGGAGCAUUCACAACUUCUGCAGGCAAGUCGUUCCAUUUAUUAAUUGUUCUAACUGUCAGGAAAUUUCUCCUUAGUUCUAAGUUGCUUCUUUCCUUGAUCAGUUUCCACCCAUUGCUUCUUGUUCUACCCUCAGGUGCUUUGGAGAACAGCCCGACUCCCUCUUCUUUGUGGCAACCCCUGAGAUAUUGGAACACUGCUAUCAUGUCUCCCCUAGUCCUUCUUUUUAUUAAACUAGACAUACCCAGUUCCUGCAACCGUUCUUCAUAUGUUUUAGUCUCCAGUCCCCUAAUCAUCUUUGUUGCUCUUCUCUGCACUCUUUCUAGAGUCUCAACAUCUUUUUUACAUCGUGGCGACCAAAACUGGAUGCAAUAUUCCAAGUGUGGCCUUACCAAGGCAUUAUAAAGUGGCACUAACACUUCACGUGAUCUUGAUUCUAUCCCUCUGUUUAUGCAGCCCAGAACUGUGUUGGCUUUUUUAGCAGCUGCUGCACACUGCUGGCUCAUAUCUAAAUGGUUAUCCACUAGGACUCCAAGAUCCCUCUCACAGGUACUACUAUUGAGCAAGGUACCACAUAUACGGUACCUGUGCAUUUUGUUUUUUUUGCCUAAAUGUAGAACCUUACUUUUUUCACUGUUGAAUUUCAUUUUGUUAGAUAGCGCCCAAUGUUCAAGUCUGUCAAGAUCUUUCUGUAACUUGAGCCUAUCUUCUGGAGUGUUGGCUAUUCCUGCCAGCUUGGUGUCAUCUGCAAAUUUGAUGAGUUCCCCAUCUAUCCCCUCGUCUAAGUCGUUGAUGAAGAUGUUGAAGAGUACUGGGCCUAAAACAGAGCCUUGGGGUACUCCACUGCAUACUUCCCUCCAUGUGGAUGUAGUUCCGUUGAGGAUUACACAUUGAGUGCGGUUGGUCAGCCAGUUACGAAUCCAUCUGGUGGUGGUGCUGUCUAACCCACAUUUUUCUACUUUAUCUAGUAUAUUUAUAGUUGAUCAAAGAGGUCUGAAGAAACAACUUUCUAUCCUUUAGGCCAAUGCAUUCAAAAUUCAUAGCAUUUGACAUUAGUCACAGUUAGAAAGGGAAUCAGCACAUUUACAACACUGAAUUUACAUUGCUCUUAGUAACAGGAAAGAGGUUUCUCCUUCUAUGCUAAGUUUUGUAGCAGGAUGUUUGAGGUUUUGAAAUUGGAGCCUUCAAUGGCGAAUCGCAGUAACAUUCUGCAAAAUGUUAUUGUGUUCAUUUAUUAAUAAAUAAUUGGUGAAAACACAAAACAAAAUGCGGUAGAUACAAUACACUUUAGAAAAUCACAACAAAAAAAGAUCAUUUGUCUGCCCAGGUCAUGCGAUUCUGAGAUAUAGAGGUGUGCACAAACUAAUAGUCUGACAUAUACUACAACUAUAAUAUCUAAAAUACCCUACAUGGGUUUUAUGGACAUAUAUCAUCACUACAUCUGUACUAUUAAUGGCAUCACGCAUGUAGAAACUGUAUUUGUUACACUGAAAUUAGUAUUGAUGCUCAUGAUUUAUUUGUAGUAUCUUGCCUUCCUGAAACAUAAACAAUAUGUUUCAAUAAAGCAGGACAUUUCUAA
Molecule: messenger RNA, 4805 nt
Organism: Ahaetulla prasina
Lineage: Eukaryota; Metazoa; Chordata; Lepidosauria; Squamata; Colubridae
Gene: RRP7A
Product: ribosomal RNA processing 7 homolog A
Biological process (GO): rRNA processing; ribosomal small subunit assembly
Cellular component (GO): UTP-C complex; CURI complex
Molecular function (GO): nucleic acid binding
Source: RefSeq, a predicted model, not a curated record